CCAAUGUAAAUUUUUGUGCAUCUGCCUAUCAUGCAGGACAAUAUCAUAAAGGAGUCCGAGCGUAUUUUACAGAGCUGGACUCUACAGGGGCGAAAUUAUUUAGUUACGGGUGGCGCGAAAGGCAUCGGUCUCGCCACUGUCAAAGCCUUGCUCGCGCAUGGGGCCAAGACGGUUCUGUUCUGCUCACGGGGAUUUUGCCUGGACCUUGUUACGUCUCUGCAAGAAGCGUACCCACAGUCGUCUAUUGUUCAUAUUUCAUGCGACGUAUCGACCUCAGACGGACGUGAAAAUCUUAUAAAGGCGGUCGGGGAGCAUGUGAUGAAUUUGCACGGCCUCGUCAACAACGUCGGUCUGAACGUUCGAAAGCCUAUAACAGAACAAACAACAGAAGAAUAUCAAAGUAUGAUGCGUACAAAUGUCGACUCGGCGUAUUUUUUGUCCAAGGCUUGCUUGCCAUUGUUUGAUCCAAUCGGUGCCACGAUUGUGAACAUAUCGUCUGCGGCCGGGGUACAGAGUUCGGGCACUGGAAUCGUUUACGCCAUGUCUAAGGCCGCGCUCAACCAGUUCACCAGGACGCUUGCCUGCGAGUGGGCUUCCCGAAAUAUUCGAGUUAAUGCGGUUACACCGUGGAUGACCAUGACACCAAUGCUAGAAGAAGCCGUGCAAAAGAAUCCCACGCAACUCGACAAAGUAAAAGAAUGGACUCCAUUACAUCGUUUGGGGCGAGCUGACGAGAUCGCUAACCCUAUCGCAUUUCUCUGCAUGCCCGCUUCGAGCUACAUCACUGGACAGAUCCUUGGUGUGGAUGGUGGCUUGACUGCGCAAGGUUUUGACGGGCCGUGCGUAACUCCCGAAGACUAGAAAGGGUCAGAGUCGUAGACGAAUGUAAAC
This is a messenger RNA of Phaeodactylum tricornutum CCAP 1055/1, 891 nucleotides long. RefSeq lists its product with no specific name. The record is from RefSeq and is a predicted model, not a curated record. Lineage: Eukaryota; Bacillariophyta; Bacillariophyceae; Surirellales; Neidiaceae. Gene Ontology annotation, molecular function: oxidoreductase activity. The coding region runs from base 31 to 861 and encodes 276 amino acids. The transcript has a single exon.